Coregonus clupeaformis (lake whitefish) is the source of this 960-nucleotide messenger RNA. Its product is annotated as TBC1 domain family member 1-like. The record is from RefSeq and is a predicted model, not a curated record. The annotation marks the transcript as partial. The transcript has 5 exons. Lineage: Eukaryota; Metazoa; Chordata; Actinopteri; Salmoniformes; Salmonidae.
UCUCCUUCCCACCCACAGGUCCCUGAGAUCAUCAGUACGCUGCGUCAGGCUGGGAAGAGCUCGGCGCGCAAUGAUGACCUCACAGCCCCCAAACCCGCCGCCUCUUCCUCAGAAGACUGUACUACCUCCUCCUCCGCUAAUUCCUCCUCUUCCUCCUCAGUCUCCACGACAACCGCGUCCACCAAUGCCGUCUGCGCGGCCACCAUGUUUGCCAAGAGGUUCGAGGUUCUGUUCUGUGGAAGAGUGACCGUCGCUCACAAGAAAGCCCCGCCCGCGCUGAUCGACGAGUGCAUCGAGAAAUUCAGCCAAUCCAUAGGGGCCGGGGGCGGUCCUAAACCAGAAAGUGGCGGGGGAUUGGUGGGCGGGCUGCGGAGAGCUCUGACCUUACCGACGCUAACGCAUAACGUUAGAACGGGGGAUGGAGGAUGCAGUGGGAGGCCGGUGGUGUUUAAACGAGACCCCAGUUUCCCCUGCCUCCAGGCCCUGGAUGAGAACGGCCUGUCACCUGAGCUACACACACAACACCAGGCUGGAGUACAGCCCACCAGUCUGCAGGAGAACAGGACCAUGCUGUUCAUGGUGGGCCAGUCUCAGAUCUUCCUGGUCAGUCCAGACACUAAGAAGGUUGCCAUAGAGAAGAGCUUCAGAGAAAUAUCUUUUUGCUCACAGGGUAUUCAUCAUGUGGAUCACUUUGGGUUCAUCUGUAGAGAAACAGUAGAAGGAGGGAGCUGUACGUUUGUCUGCUAUGUCUUCCAGUGUACUGAUGAAGCCCUGGUGGAUGAGAUCAUGUUGACUUUAAAGCAGGCGUUCUCUGUAGCCGCCCUGCAGCAGAGUGUGAGGACCAAGAGCCAGCAGUGUGACAGUUGCCCCAUGCAGCAGCUGCACAGGCUGUGUGAGAGGAUAGAAGGUCUCCACCCAUCUAAAGCCAAGCUGGAGUUCCGAAACAUCUGUCCACACUAA